AAAAUACAUCCUUCCCCUCAUUAAGGGCAGCAAAGAGGACAAGAAGCAUCUGCAGCGGAUCGAGAGCAACAUCGCGGAAAUGAGUGGCACGCUGACACAGACAGUCACCCAGUUGCAGAUGACCCUGGCUUCAGUGCAGGAGCUGCUGGUAGAGCAACAGAAGAAAAUACAGGAGCUGACAGAAGAGCUGGCUAACUCACAGACCUCAUCUGCCACCAACCGCAUGCUGGAGUCUCAGAACAUCAGUGAACUCAAGGCUGAGAUUGUGUCUCUGAAGGGUCUUCUUCUCAGCAGGAGACAGUUCCCCGCUUCACCCUCUGUUCCAAAAAUCCCAUCCUGGCAAAUCCCUCUCAAACCUGGAUCACUGUCCAACCCGCCCUCUGUCAGCCACACCAACAGCAGUAGUGACAUCUCUCCCGUCAGCAACGAGUCAACCAACUCCUCCCCCGUCAAAGAGGGCAACAGCUCCCAGGCCACCCCAUCCAGCCCACACUGCCUGAAUGGAGACGUGGGCCUGGGCUCCAUUCUUCCUCUGGAUCUGAAAGACCAGGUCCGUAUGGAAGUCCAGGGGGAGGAGGAGAAGAAAGAGGACGAUGAGGAUGAAGAAGAGGAUGAUGACGUCACCCAUGCGGAUGAGGAAGACCACCUGAGCGUGCAGACGGAGGACAGGAGAGGAGGCGACGGACAGAUAAACGAGCAGGUAGAGAAGCUGCGGCGUCCAGAGGGUGCGAGCAACGAGAGUGAAGUCGAUUAGAAAGAAACUCCAGACUUCUACUGUCCAUUUGCUUCUCUCAGUUUCAUAAGAGUUCAUUUAAGUUCUGAUAUCACACCCUCGUUGCAGUAAAACAGCUACUGUGAGCAUCAAUUAACACCGUACGAAAGCAGCAGGUGAGGUGGAUUGUUCCUUUCACUGCAGUUCUUCACCCUUUUGAAUUUUAAACGUGCAAACCAGUGGCGGCACUUCUGCAAGCCUGAACAAGCACAGCAACAGAAAUUUCUGCAAAGACGACAAGAGAAAUGUGACUUUUUUUAAUGCAAUCCAUGCAUUUCCCUUAAAAUGCUAGCUAGCUGUUUUACUAGUGACUGUAGAACUAAAAAAAAAAAAAAUAAUAGCCCAUUUAUGUGUUCCAUAGCAUUUCAAGUCAAUACAAACGUCAUAAUUUGCAGUAUAGGGACUGUAGACACCAAUCAAGAGGCACCAAAGAAAUCAGAAAGUUAUGAUCCAAGAUUGUUGGACUCGUUUCUAUGCCAUUUCUUUUGUUUUGCUCAGCAGUUAACUAGUUCAGGCCGAACAUAGUUGGAUCAGCGUGGUUGUUGUGUUGGUAUGAACCAGCGGUGGACCUUGUAAUCUGUAAUAGUGAAGCAUUUCUCCUUCAGACAUUUUGAGAUUGUGUAGUACACCGGGCUACAGCAGUCUUUGUAAUAAUGAGGCCUUGUCUUUUGUGAUCAGAGUGAUGGUGGAUUUGAGAUUUCAGUGGGAGAAACAAAGAGACGGAGGGAAAACACAUGAGAACGCAGACAAUGAGGCGAAAGAGAAAUGUGUUUGUCUCAGUCGUAUCUCUCCCGUCUCCAGCAGGGUAGCUGAUUUGGUUUAUGAAGUAUGUUAAUAAUCAAAUGAUCGACAAAUAACAGAUGUAUUAGUUCAUGCAGCUUGAAAUGUCAAGGAGGCUAAAAUCGGAAAUCUAAUACUGAAAGCCUGUUAUAUUGUAUUAUAUUACAUGACAAACCCUCCAGUCUAAAUUAUGUAGGCCUCCUGCAGUGAAUAAUCUUAACAUGAAACGGUGCUGGGGUUUUGUAAUUAAACUGUGUAAAACAAUGAAUGCUUCAGCAGAGGUGCUUGACAGUUGUGCUUUUCUCUUUGGGGGCUUUUCUCUCAGAAAGCCCUGAAAGGAUUAAAAAAAAAA
Messenger RNA from Carassius auratus (goldfish), 1904 nucleotides. Its product is annotated as peroxisomal membrane protein PEX14-like. Gene Ontology annotation, cellular component: peroxisomal importomer complex; peroxisomal membrane. Gene Ontology annotation, biological process: protein import into peroxisome matrix, docking. The record is from RefSeq and is a predicted model, not a curated record. The annotation marks the transcript as partial. The transcript has 4 exons. Gene Ontology annotation, molecular function: signaling receptor binding. NCBI's taxonomy places the organism in Eukaryota, Metazoa, Chordata, Actinopteri, Cypriniformes, Cyprinidae.